AUGAUAGCCGACAUUUCUGGUGUUCGGUCGUUUCUCGACGACGCUAUCAUCUUCGGAAGAACCUGGGAGGAACACAAGGCGUCACUAGACAAGCUACUACAACGUCUAGGGGAAAAUGGGUUCCAUGUCAAGCUGGAAAAGUGCAAUUUCUUCCAAACCGAAAUCAGAUAUUUGGGGCAUAUCGUCGAUCGAAACGGCAUCCGUCCGGAUUCAGAGAAGCUUCAAGCCAUCGCCUCUAUUCCGGCACCCACCAAUGUUUCCGAAGUGCGAUCGUUCCUGGGAGCCGUUAAUUUCUACGGCAGAUUCGUGCGCAACAUCCAUGAACUUCGUCAUCCUCUCGACCAAUUACUCAAGAAGGAUUCGAAGUGGCAGUGGAAUUCCGAUUGCCAACGGUCUUUUGAGCAAUUCAAGCAAGUCCUGCAGUCCGAUAUGCUGCUGACGCAUUACGACCCGAAGUUACCAAUCAUCGUAGCAGCGGACGCCUCCAGCACGGGCAUCGGUGCAGUCAUCUUCCAUGAAUUUUCGAAUGGACAUCUGAAGGCAAUCCAGCACGCAUCAAGAUCCCUCACUCCAGCGGAGAAAGGUUACGGGCAGCCGCAAAAAGAAGCACUUGCACUAAUAUAUGCGGUAACGAAGUUUCACAAGUACCUCCUUUGGCGCAGAUUCACUCUGCUCACGGAUCACAAACCGCUGUUAUCAAUCUUUGGAUCGAAGAAGGGCAUUCCUUUGCACACCGCAAAUCGACUUCAACGAUGGGCAUUGAUGCUUCUCAACUACGACUUCGACAUUCGGCACGUGUCUACCAACGACUUCGGAUGCGCCGAUAUGCUGUCAAGACUCAUCGACCGUUCUAAGCAGCAAGAAGAGGAGUACGUUGUGGCAGCAAUAUCCCUAGAAGCGGUGCUGCAGUUCAUUCGUGAGGGUUGGCCAAACGAUGCACGAUCAGUCGAAGAUCCAGAGAUUCGAGUCUACUUCAACAGGCGGGAGUCUCUCACCAACGUCGAUGGCUGUAUACUGUUCCACGACAGGGUAGUCGUUCCGAGCAAGUUUAGAAGGCAAAUCCUGAAGCAGUUUCAUCGCGGACAUCCCGGCAUGGUACGAAUGAAGUCUAUUGCACGCAGUUUCGUUUACUGGCCCGGAGUCGACAACGACAUCGAGAAUUUCGUCCGGCAAUGCACUCCCUGCUGCACUGCUGGAAAAGCACCAGUCAAAACAACGCUUGAAUCGUGGCCCAUCCCUGAUAAGCCGUGGUCACGCAUCCAUAUUGACUACGCAGGACCUGUGGACGGACCUGGUAGUUGUCACCUGGUAGUACGGGUCACCAAAUAG
Molecule: messenger RNA, 1329 nt
Organism: Ochlerotatus camptorhynchus
Lineage: Eukaryota; Metazoa; Arthropoda; Insecta; Diptera; Culicidae
Exons: 1
Coding region: 1-1329 (442 amino acids)
Source: RefSeq, a predicted model, not a curated record